AUGUCAGGAGAAACAGAGUGGGAUGAUAUUCAGAUAAAGUUGGGCAACAAAGCUGCACCACCAAAGAAGUUGACAGAGGACGAGAUAUUCGAUCUCAUUCAAGAGGCUGCACAAUAUGCCUCUGAGAAAGAGAAACAAGAGAAGCUAGAUAAUGCUUCACUCGAAGACUUGAAAGAGAUGGAAGACGAUGAAGAUGAACAAGUUUUAGAGAAAUUAAGACAGAGAAGAAUUGCACAAAUGAAAGCGGAAGCAGAGAAAAAUAAAUUUGGUGAACUUUAUGAGAUUUCAGAGCCUGCCUAUAAGAGUGAGGUAACAGAAACUACUGGUUAUUUCGUUGUAGUAUUACUUUUUAAGAAUGGUAUUCCACAAUGUCAGUUGGUAAAUGAAAUUUUGAAGGAAUUGGCAAAGAAACAUAGAGCAACCAAGUUCGUUCGAAUUAGAUCGGAGGAAGCUAUUCACAACUACCCAGAUAGAAACCUACCAACUAUUUUGGUUUAUUUCAAUGGUAUGAUUGUCAAUCAGAUGAUUACACUGGCAAAGAUGUACGGUGAUCAAGUCAAUGCCAAAGACAUAGAGUGGUGGCUGUCGAGAUGCGGUGCAGUCAAGACUGAAAUGAAAGAAGAUCCAAGAACAGCAAAGAAAACCAACAUCACAACCACCUCGAAAUCAUUAAACUCAAAUCGUGCACGUAUAGAAGAUUCUGACGAUGAUUACUCUGACGACGAUUAA
Molecule: messenger RNA, 729 nt
Organism: Heterostelium album PN500
Lineage: Eukaryota; Evosea; Eumycetozoa; Acytosteliales; Acytosteliaceae
Gene: phlp2
Product: phosducin family protein
Exons: 3
Coding region: 1-729 (242 amino acids)
Biological process (GO): protein folding
Cellular component (GO): cytoplasm
Source: RefSeq, a predicted model, not a curated record